AUGGCCAGCGAAAAGCAAACGGUUCUCAUUACUGGCUGCAGCCCCGGUGGCAUCGGGCAUGCGCUCGCGCUUGAAUUUAAUACUCAAGGCUACCAUGUCAUCGCGACCGCCAGGAGGCUUUCCGUCAUCGAACCGCUUAGGGACCUGGGAAUGUCUAUUUUGCCGGUAGACGUAAACUCUACGGAGAGUGUCAACGAUCUGAAAAAGCAGGUCACGGAGCUCACUGGGGGCAAGCUGGACUAUCUAGUUAACAAUGCUGGACGGAACUAUACUGUUCCGGCACUGGACGUCGAUAUCGAUGAGGUACAGCAGACGUUCGAGACAAAUGUGGUCGGAGUGAUCCGCAUGUGUCAAGCAUUUGCGCCUCUUUUGAUCGAGGCAAAGGGUUGCAUUGUCCAAAUCGGAAGUAUAGCUGGAUUAAUCCCUUAUGUUUUUGGGUCUGUAUACAAUGCUAGCAAGGCAGCCUUGCAUCAUUAUAGCAGUACUCUACGGGUCGAGUUAGCUCCGUUCGGCGUCCGGGUGGUUACCAUCAUCACGGGAGGAGUGAAAUCGAAUAUUGCACGCGUUGACCGUACUCUCAACCCGAACAGCAUAUACAUGCCCAUCGAGGAAGAAUACAUCCGGCGAGUCAAACACAGCCAGGAGGUGGGGAUGGAUACGAAGAAAUACGCGGCGAGCGUGGUUCAGCAAGUUACCCGCCCGGGGAUCCUCGCCAGACUGUUCCGGAACCGAAAUUGGGUAUGGGAGGGGGCGAAGAGCUGGCUUGUGUGGUUUGGUUUAACAUUCAUGCCCAAGAAUUUCUUCGACUAUAUCAUGACGAGAAUGUUUCAUCUCUGGAAGCUUAGAGGCGGUAAGGCCAAGGCUACUUAG
Molecule: messenger RNA, 870 nt
Organism: Monascus purpureus
Lineage: Eukaryota; Fungi; Ascomycota; Eurotiomycetes; Eurotiales; Aspergillaceae
Source: the annotation of a GenBank genome assembly